This is a messenger RNA of Colletotrichum karsti, 702 nucleotides long. RefSeq names its product aspartate racemase. Bases 1 to 702 code for a protein of 233 amino acids. Lineage: Eukaryota; Fungi; Ascomycota; Sordariomycetes; Glomerellales; Glomerellaceae. The transcript has a single exon. Gene Ontology annotation, molecular function: amino-acid racemase activity. The record is from RefSeq and is a predicted model, not a curated record.
AUGAAAACCAUCGGCAUCGUUGGAGGCAUUGCUUGGCCAAGCACUCUCGUCUACUACAAGGAGAUCCACGAGUACUUCAAGACCCGGACGGCGAGCGAUGGCCAUCACACCCCAAGUCUCAUCAUAGCUCAAACCGACUUCGCUCUCAUUGAGAAAGCCCAAGCCGAAGGCCGGUGGGAUGAAGUCGGUCGACUGCUUGCCGAAGAGGCAAACAAACUCAAAGCUGCCGGGGCCGACUUCUUUUUAUUGGCAUGCAAUACGGUGCAUACAGCGGAUUCUUUCAUCACCAAGAAUGUGGACCUUCCCAUGAUCCAUAUUGUCGAUGCUGCGGCAAGUAAGGUCCUCGAGAAGGGCUGCAAGACUGUCGGCCUCCUCGGAAGUCGAUACACCAUGAGAGGAACGUACUUUGUCGGGCGGUUGAAGGAGAAGUACGGACUGGAAGUUUUGGUAGCUGAGGGUCAACAUGAGGAAAAUGUGCACAAUGCGCUGUACCAGGAGCUAGCGAAGAACAUCUUCUUGGAGGAAACGAGGCUCAAGUUCAAGGCCGCGAUUUAUGAUCUGAUCUCGAGAGGUGCGGAGGUCAUUGUGCUGGGGUGUACAGAAUUUGGCAUUCUGGUUAGCGAUGAGGAUAGCUCUGUCCCAAUCAUCGACACUAGCAUAGCGCAUGCUCAAGCAGCAGUCGAUCUUGCUCUUGAAGCUUGA